Molecule: messenger RNA, 1695 nt
Organism: Syzygium oleosum
Lineage: Eukaryota; Viridiplantae; Streptophyta; Magnoliopsida; Myrtales; Myrtaceae
Product: aluminum-activated malate transporter 2-like
Exons: 6
Coding region: 117-1535 (472 amino acids)
Biological process (GO): malate transport
Cellular component (GO): plant-type vacuole membrane
Source: RefSeq, a predicted model, not a curated record
CCACCCCCACCAUCACAAGAGAAACCUCCCUCUCCUCUUGCUCUCUACUCUUCCAGAAAAGAAGAGAAGAUCACUUUCCUCUUUUUGCAUGCAAGUUUGUGCUCGCUCAUUGAGCCAUGGAGAGCUUGGAAAUGGGUGUUGCAACAAGCCAGGAGAGAGCUGGAGUGCUCACUCGCGCAUGGAGGCGGUUGAUGGGCUUGCCCAAGAGCUUGAUGGUGAAAGUGGCGGAGCUGGCCAAGAAGGCGAUGAAGCUCGGGCAAGAUGACCCGAGACGGGUCACUCAUUCGGUCAAAGUAGGAUGUGCACUCUCCUUGGUGUCGUUGAUCUAUUACUACCAGCCGCUCUACAACAGCUUCGGCGUCUCCGCAAUGUGGGCCGUCAUGACCGUGGUGGUCGUCUUCGAAUUCUACGUCGGGGCCACUCUAAGUAAAGGGUUGAAUAGAGGACUUGCUACAUUGCUUGCCGGUGCACUUGGUGUUGGUGCUCAUCACUUGGCGAGUCUCUCAGGAAAAACCGGCGAGCCCAUUAUGCUUGGUUUCUUCGUCUUUCUUCAAGCCACCGGUUCGACGUUCAUGAGGUUCUUCCCACGAAUCAAGGCGAAGUACGACUACGGGAUGCUGAUAUUCAUACUCACGUUCGCACUGGUGUCGGUGUCGGGCUUCCGGGAGGACGAGAUACUGGAGUUUGCGCACAAGCGGCUCUCCACCGUCGUCAUCGGCGGCUCCACCUGCCUGAUUGUCUCCAUCAUCGUGUGUCCCGUCUGGGCCGGCGAAGACCUCCACCGCCUCAUCGCUCUCAACAUGGAAAAGCUUGCCAACUUCUUGGAAGGAUUUAGGGUUGAAUACUUGAGAGAAUCAGAAGAUGGUGACUCGAAUGGUGACAAGUCGCUUUUUCGAGGAUACAAAAGUGUGCUUGGGUCGAAGAGCACCGAAGAAUCUCUGGCAAACUUUGCGAGUUGGGAACCACGUCACGGCCGGUUCGGCUUUCGCCAUCCGUGGAGGCAAUACCUAAAGAUUGGAGCUUCGAUUCGUCAGUGUGCCUAUAGGAUUGAAGCCCUUGAUGGCUACCUCUCCACUAAAUUCCACGCGCCACCACAAGUUCAAACCAGACUCAAGGAGCUCUGUGCAGAGAUGAGCAUGGAAGCCGCAAGUGCUUUGAAGCAACUCUCAUCUUCCCACAAAACGAUGACUGUCCCUUCCUCCGCGACUCCCCACCUUGAGAAGUCCAGAAUUGCCAUGAGAGCCCUCAAGUCGUUGCUCAAGACGACCUCCUGGAAGGACGUGACCGACCUCCUCGCCGUCGUCCAUGCCGCCACCGUCACCUCGCUUCUCAUCGACGUCAUCGACUGCACGGACAAGGUUGCCGAGUCCGUUAACGAGCUCGCCUCCCUCUCCCGCUUCAAGACUGCCGCGGAGAGGGCGAAGAAGCAUGCCAAGUGCGAUGAAGUCGUGCUGACCGUGAACGAGCUCGAGGCGACCAUCUCGCCAGAAAAUGGGACUCCGCCGAUGAGACCGGAUCCAGCGCCGGUGGUGUAGAUACGUAGGCGUCGUACAUACGAACGAUAACGUACAUAAUACCUGGACUUUAUUUAUGAUCAAGAAAGUUCGGGGACAAUGGUGUUAGUUAAUUCCUAUAUAGUGAUACGUUAUUAAUAUAAUUACAAUAAAUGAGGAGCUUGACGAGGAUGUUGCUAAA